AUGGGAUCCGUUGUACGUCCGAACAGCGCCGCCUCGCCCUUCAAGGUUCUUGUGGUUGGCGGCUCAUACGCAGGCCUUGCAACUGCCCUCAACCUGUCGGAUCUUUGCCAGGGUAGGGAUGCACGUGGAGGUUGGGGUGUCGAGAACCCUUGCAAAACAAUCAUCCACACUGAUAUCACCAUCGUUGACGAGCGGGAUGGUUUCUACAACGUCAUUGGAUCGCCCCUGGUGUUUGCCUCUACUGACUACGCCAAGAAGGCGUGGGUUCCCUACGGCGAUGUGCCGGCUCUACAGGAUGCAUCGCAUAUUCAAAUGGUGCAAGGCAGCGUGACCAACAUCGACCUUGCAGCAAAAAAGGCCAUGGUCAAGCAGGCCAACAGUAGUGUCCCUGUCACCUUUGACUAUGACUUUGUCGUUGUGGCCUCGGGCCUCCGCCGCAUCUUCCCCGUCGUGCCGCAAUCGCUCGACAAGGAUUCCUAUCUCGCCGAGAUCACGCCUCACGUCCAAGCCGUCUCGUCUGCACAGAAUGGUGUCCUGGUUGUCGGUGGUGGUGCUGUCGGUCUCGAGAUGGCUGCGGAGCUCAAAUUCGCCCAGCCCCAGGUCAAGGUAACACUGGCACAUUCACGCGCACGCCUGCUGUCGUCAGAGCCACUGGACGAGGUGGUGGGAGCCAAGGUCCUGGAGAUGCUGCAGGAGCAGGGAAUCGAGGUGCUCCUGGAACAUCGCCUGCAGGAGACGCGGCCGGUUGCUGGCCAGCCUGCCGUGAAGGAGGUGGUCUUCUCCAACGGCCAGACUCUGCGUGUCAACAACGUCAUCAUGGCCUUGUCCAAUAACCGGCCGACGACAACGUUUCUGCCCACCGAGGCUGUCAACGAGGAUGGUUAUGUCAAGAUCCAGCCAAGCCUCUUCUUUCCCGAAACUGUCCCCAACGCCGACAGCGCCCUCGCUGCCGGCGACACCGUCGCCUGGUCCGGCGUCAAACGCUUUGGUCGUGCCAUACACCAAGCCCACUAUGCUGCCUGCAACAUACACCAGCGCAUGCAGCAGAUUCUCUUCGAUAAGACGCCAGAGUAUCUGAUCCUCGAUCCAGUCCCGCCGAUGAUUGGCAUUGCCGUGGGUUCUGAUGCCAUUUCGUACAUAAAUGGCGGCGAGCUGGAGUCUGGAAAGGCUGUGGUAGAAAACUUCUUCGGCGACGAUCUUGGCUUGUCAAUUUGCUGGAAGUAUCUAGGCUUGGAAAAGACAUCGAAGGACUUCAAGGGUGAGGCGAAAAAAGAAUGA
This is a messenger RNA of Grosmannia clavigera kw1407, 1278 nucleotides long. Its product is annotated as pyridine nucleotide-disulfide oxidoreductase. Bases 1 to 1278 code for a protein of 425 amino acids. Gene Ontology annotation, cellular component: cytoplasm. NCBI's taxonomy places the organism in Eukaryota, Fungi, Ascomycota, Sordariomycetes, Ophiostomatales, Ophiostomataceae. Gene Ontology annotation, molecular function: electron-transferring-flavoprotein dehydrogenase activity; flavin adenine dinucleotide binding. The transcript is spliced from 5 exons. The record is from RefSeq and is a predicted model, not a curated record.